Molecule: messenger RNA, 923 nt
Organism: Pterocles gutturalis (yellow-throated sandgrouse)
Lineage: Eukaryota; Metazoa; Chordata; Aves; Pterocliformes; Pteroclidae
Product: keratin, type I cytoskeletal 13-like
Exons: 5
Molecular function (GO): structural molecule activity
Source: RefSeq, a predicted model, not a curated record
GAAAUGAACUGUCUGAGAAAACAAUCCACUGGAGACGUGAGUGUGGAGGUCAAUGCCUGCCCUGGACCAGAUCUGAGGCAAAUCUUGGAGGAUUUGAGAUGUCAGUAUGAAACACUGAUAGCGCGCAACCGCAAGGAAGUGGAGGAUUGGUAUGAGUGCAAGAUUGAGGAGGUGAAUCGGGAGGUUAUUACAAGCGGUCAGGAGGUGGAGACGUGCAACAACCAGGUUACGGAACUGAGACGCCAAUUGCAAGCCCUGGAGAUCGAUCUCCAGGCUCAGCUCAGCCAGAGAAAUAAUUUGGAAUCCUCUCUGGCUGAGACUGAGUGUCAGUACAACACACUCCUCGGUGAGCUACAGAACCAGAUCACGUGUGUGGAGCAGCAAUUGGCUGAAAUAAGAGCGGAAAUAGAGUGCCAGAACCAAGAGUACAAGACCUUAUUGGACGUCAAGUGCCGUUUGGAGCAGGAGAUUCAGACCUACCGGUGCUUGUUGGAAGGAGGACAGCAGGACCUUAUCCAUGGAGUAGGAAGUGGUGUAGGAGGAGGAGUCAUUAGGACAAGCCACACCUAUACUACGACUUCAGCUUCCCACUGUCAGCCCCAGGUCCCGCCCUGCAAGACUGGAGAUAUACAAGUGACCUGCAGAAGAAUUUGUGAUUAAGGAGGAAUGGACUGGAAGAUGACAUGCAGAGAAACCCCCAGACAAAACAAGAACUCUCGAUGUUCACUGCACGCCUCUACGCAGAGAAAGUAGAAGUAACUCCGCGACGCUUUGCCUUGUAUCUCAGGGGGCCUGUUGGGGGCCACCUUCUUCUCCGGCUGCUGCCUCUGCUCUGUAACGCUGUAAUCUCUAGAAGUGGUUUGAGUUAGUCAGGAUCGCUAGUGUACCUGCUGGUGAAAAACUUCUCUAAUAAAACUUUGCUU